Molecule: messenger RNA, 4131 nt
Organism: Achroia grisella
Lineage: Eukaryota; Metazoa; Arthropoda; Insecta; Lepidoptera; Pyralidae
Product: spermatogenesis-associated protein 20
Exons: 6
Coding region: 97-2583 (828 amino acids)
Biological process (GO): carbohydrate metabolic process
Source: RefSeq, a predicted model, not a curated record
UCAUUGCUUGUAAUAUUUUGCUAACUUUGAAGAAAAUUAUUAAAUAUUUAUAUAUUUAUGUUCUGAAACGUGAAAAAUUUUAUACAUAAUUCUAUUAUGCCUACUGGUCGUGCCGUGUUGUUGUUGAGGAGAUUAUCGACUGGUGACAACAAACUCAAGAAUCUUAAUUUUAAUCAAAGUACAAGCAAGGAAUCAAUUAUUGCUCACCCGGUGUGCACUCACCGUGAUUUAGCCUUGCCAAAAAGGUUCUCUACAUUUGGUCAUAGCAAUCUACCAACUCCACCAUUGUGUAGGAAUCUUUCUGACAUUUCAAAAAUGACUAGUUCCAGUGUUGAAUCUAAACCAGUGGAAAAUUUCAAACACACCAACUGCUUAAUCUCAGAGAAAUCUCCAUACUUACUGCAACAUGCUCAUAACCCUGUACAAUGGUAUCCAUGGUGCCAAGAAGCUAUAGAUAAAGCUAAAACAGAGAACAAAUUAAUAUUCCUUUCAAUUGGUUACUCCACUUGCCACUGGUGUCAUGUCAUGGAAAAGGAGUCAUUUGAGAAUGAAGAUGUAGCAAAAAUCAUGAAUGAACACUUUGUUAAUAUCAAAGUAGACAGAGAGGAGCGCCCUGAUAUAGAUCGUGUUUAUAUGUUGUUUGUAUUAGCUACCACUGGUAGUGGAGGUUGGCCUAUGUCUGUGUUUUUGACUCCUGAUUUACGCCCUGUUACUGGUGGCACUUAUUUCCCACCUGAGGACCGCUGGGGUCGCCCAGGAUUCAAAACCAUCCUGUUGUCUUUAGCUAAAAAGUGGAAGGAGAACCAAACACAAUUUUUAGAAGCAGGCACAAAUAUCCUGGAUGCCCUGCAGAAAUUAUCUAUAGUUGAUGGAGAAUGUUCAUCUUCUAUGCCUGGUGAAGCUACGUGGGAUAAAUGUGUGCAAAGAUAUAUGUCUAGUUAUGAACCUGAAUUUGGUGGGUUUGGUAUGGCCCCUAAGUUUCCACAGGCGUCUAUAUUUAAUUUUUUAUUCCACUAUUAUGCUCGAGAUAAAUCUCACCCAGAAGGAAAAAAAUGCUUAGAUAUGUGCCUGUAUACAUUGACAAAGAUUGCCAAGGGUGGUAUCCAUGACCAUGUUUCUAGUGGCUUUGCCCGCUACUCAGUAGACAAUGAUUGGCAUGUACCACAUUUUGAAAAAAUGUUAUAUGAUCAAGGCCAACUUCUUGUUGCUUACACUGAUGCCUAUUUAGCAACUAAAGAUGUAUUCUACGCUGAAAUUGUGCGCGAUAUUAUAAAGUACGUAAAUAGAGAUCUGAGACAUGAGUCUGGUGGUUAUUAUAGUGCAGAAGAUGCUGAUUCUUAUCCAACUACUGGUGCAACUCAUAAGAAAGAAGGCGCUUUUUGUGUCUGGGAAUAUGAUGAAUUAAAGUCAAUUAUUGGAGAUAAAAAGUUAAACGAUAUACCAUAUGUAGAUAUAUUUACUGAUUACUUUAGUGUUGAAGAAGAUGGUAAUAUUUCUCCGGCUAGUGAUCCUCAUGGAGAACUAACAAAUAAAAAUGUUUUAAUUAUCUAUGGCAGUAAAGAGGAAACUGCAAAAAAGUUUGGCCUAUCUGUAGAUCAAUUUAAUCAAGUAAUAUCUGAAUGCAUUGACAUACUGUACCAAGUUCGUCAAAAGAGGCCUCGCCCUCAUCUGGAUAGCAAAAUGCUGUGUUCUUGGAAUGGUCUGAUGAUAGCUGGUUUAGCACAAGCAGGACAAGGCUUAGCAGAAAAAGACUAUGUAGAAGAUGCUAUUAAAACUGCACAGUUUAUAAAAAAUCAUUUGUAUGAUCAGUCUACAAACACACUGUUGCAUUCCUGUUAUAAAGCUGAUGAUGGUGCAGUUGCGCAAACGGAAAAGCCAAUUAAAGGUUUUCUGGAUGACUAUGCUUAUCUUAUAAAGGGUUUGUUGGACUUAUAUGAAGCCUCACUUGAUCUCAGCUGGCUGAACUGGGCUAGAGAGUUACAACAAACUCAGGACAAAUUGUUUUGGGAUCCUGAUAAUGGUGGAUAUUUUACUUGUUCAGCAGAAGAUAACACUGUUGUAUUGAGACUCAAGGAAGACCAAGAUGGCGCUGAACCUUCCGGCAAUAGUGUAGCCUGUCACAACCUUCAGCGACUAGCUGCAUAUGCAGAUAAAAGUGCGGCACCUGAGGGCGGAGAUCAUGAGAGGGAAAUGGCGAAACAGUUGCUUCUCGCUUUCUCGAAACGGCUCACGGAUUCACCCACGGCACUUCCAGAGAUGAUGUCAGCCCUUAUGUUUUAUAAUGAUUCUCCAACACAGGUGCUGAUAUCGGGCGGGUGCAGCGACCCCCGCACCCUGGAGCUGGUGCGCGUGGUGAGAUCGCGUCUGCUGCCGGGUCGAGUGCUUGCCGUCUCCGACCCGACUGCGGAGUCGCCCGCCGGUAUGUCUGACAUACUAUUAACCCGCAUCAGAUCGGCUGGCGACGUUCCCACAGCGUAUGUGUGUAGACGUUACGCGUGCUCUCUCCCCGUCACAGAUGUGAAGCAGCUUGAAAACCUGCUUGAUGAAGCGCCAGCUCAAAUUCCACCACCGAAAGGCAAAUAAAUUCCCUAUGCACAUUGUUAUAAUAAAUAUCAAGUUUUUACAUGAAUACACUUCAACGAUACUUAUAACAACGAUCUACUUUGGUGUUAAGUUGUUAGGAUAAACAUUUAUGUAAAUCAAUGUCUCCUCAUCUUUAGCUAAAACAUGUUUUAAUUUUUUUGUAAUGUUACAUACGAAAUCUGCGAAUAUUAUAGUGUAGGUUCUAUUAAUUCUUCUCAGUUUAAUGUUAUAUUUGAAAGUAAAAUAUAUUCAUGUAAAUAUUAAUUUAAAAAUAAAUUUAUGUUCGUUUUCAUAUUUUGUUAAUAAUAAAUCUAUUAGUUAUCUAGUCGAAGUCUGGUUAAGUUUGUUUGGCCAUUAUAUGAAGAACAAAAACAAAGAGUAUGACUUUGAAUUUUUGUCCUUAUGUUUUUACUGAAUAACUUGUAUAAAUUAAAAUAUAUUUUCAUUUUAGUUUUAUAAUGUAUAUACAGACACAUAUACUAUUAUUUAUAGAAUAUAGGGAUGUAUACUUACAUUUAUUGCGUAUUAUUUUACUGACCACAUUAUAUACUAUCUAAUAUUUAAAAAAUAAAAAAUGUUACCGUAAAAUUUCUAUUGCUUUUGGUAACAACAUAAAAUUCAUAUUGAUACUGUUAUAAAAUCGAUGCAAUAUCCAUUAUAUUACCCUUAUCGUACUUUUCAAUUACCUGUAUUUUUGUUUUUAAUUAAUUGAAUACAUUUUCGCAGUAAUUUCUAAAUACCGUCUUGAAUUCUUAUAGUGCUCUGUCUAAGAAUACUAAAUUAUUUUUUUGACUAUAUGAUAUUAUUUUUAGACAAUAGGAAUGUGUAUCUGAAAGUUAUAUAUAAGAAGUAAUUAUGACUAUACUAUUAAAUAAUAUAUUCAAAUACGAAUAGUUAAAUUCUAUAAAUGAGUACAUUUUAACAUACUAUCGUAUAUCCAAUAUUCUGUUGCUAAUGGUGAUAUUGCUAGUAGAAAAGUUGAAAUUGGUUUCAAUAAUUAAUUCGAUUCAAUAACUUAGUAUAUUAUAUAUUUAAUUUCCUAAGUCUACUUGAUCAUUGUAUCUAUUUAGUGAACAUGUUGAUGUAGUUAUUGGUGUAAUUUAGAUUUUUCUUACUACAUACUUAUUACUAGUAGAUUAAUACGCUUGAGGAGCUCCAUCAUUAGACAUAACAAGUUUAACACAGUUGUUAUCAGACUUAAUAGUCACAAUGUUUUUAUGUACAAUAUAUGGAAAAUUAAACAGUAUGAUUAUGUACGAAAUCUGAAGAAAUGUUAUGUGAAAUAAAAAUCCUUGUAUUUUACAGUAAUAAAAAUUUCAAAAUUGCCAUUAUUUAUCAAGGAAUGAUCUGAAAUUAUUUAGGCUGAUUAGUGUAAUAAAUUGUAAUUGAUAUAAUAAUUUAGGUUACCCUCAUCAAAAUUAUUUUAAUUAAUUGAAUGUCAUUAAAUGACACGGAAAAUAUAAUUCUCAUCUCAUUAAUGUUUUUAUUCUUAUGUUAUUGCAUUGUUGCUUGAAGCAAAAUUAUAGUUGUGAUAUUUUAUUUGAAAAA